AUGGAAUUGAGACAGUCUAUCCUGUGGGAAGCUCAUAGUAGCUCUUAUGUUAUGCACCCGAAAGGUAAUAAGAUGUAUUGUGAUCUUUGUGAUUUGUAUUGGUGGGCUGGGUUGAAGCAUGAAGUGACUAAGUUCGUGUCCCAUUGUUUGACAUGUCAAAAAGCUAAGGCUGAGCACCAACUUCCUUUCGGACUUUUGCAACCUGUUAAGAUUCCGUUGUGGAAAUGGGAAAGGAAUUUAGCGAAGUUAUAUGUUUCUGAAAUUGUCAGAUUGCAUAGGGUUUCAGUAUCCCUUAUUUCGGAUCGGGAUCCUCGUUUCAAUUCUCAUUUUUGGCAGAAGCUUCAUAAGGGUUUGGGUACUCGUCUUGAUUUUAGUAUAGCUUUUCAUUCUCAAAUUGAUGGUCAGUCGCAAAGGAUGGCACCCUAUGAGGCCUUAUAUAGUAGAAAGUUUCGCACUCCCCUUUGUUGGACUGAAUUGGGUGAAAGGAAAGUGUUGGGUCCUGAGUUAGUGGCUGAUAUAGAAAACAAGGUUCAUUUGAUUCAAGAUCGACUUAAGGUCACUUCUGAUAGACAGAAGUCUUACGCAAACCUUAAGAGGCGAGAAAUAGAGUAUGAGGUAGGGGACUAUGUUUCCCUUAAGGUGUCUCAUUGGAAAAAUAUUCUCAAGUUUGGUCGCAAGAGCAAGUUGAGCCCUCGUUUUAUUGGACCACAUCAGGUUAUAAAGAGUGUUGGGCCAGUUGUAUAUCAGCUUGAAUUACCUCCGGAGUUAGAUCGCAUCCAUAACAUCUGUAGAUCGCAUCCAUGA
Messenger RNA from Gossypium arboreum, 804 nucleotides. RefSeq lists its product as uncharacterized. Lineage: Eukaryota; Viridiplantae; Streptophyta; Magnoliopsida; Malvales; Malvaceae. The coding region runs from base 1 to 804 and encodes 267 amino acids. The record is from RefSeq and is a predicted model, not a curated record. Gene Ontology annotation, molecular function: nucleic acid binding. The transcript has 3 exons.